This is a messenger RNA of Rhagoletis zephyria (snowberry fruit fly), 480 nucleotides long. The record is from RefSeq and is a predicted model, not a curated record. NCBI's taxonomy places the organism in Eukaryota, Metazoa, Arthropoda, Insecta, Diptera, Tephritidae.
AUGCCAGGCACUCAAGUCGCUACUCCCGAGGUUGAGACCGAGGUUGUCAACAAGGAGGUCGUUUCGCCGAUCAAGAAAUCCGUCGUCGAAGAAGCCGAACAGGCUGUGACUGAGACCGGAGACAUCCUGACCGACGAGAAAGUCGUCGAAAAGGUUGUCGAAAAGGCCGAAGCUGAAAGCGCCACCACCGACGAAGAACCAAAGGAAGAGAACGGCAAGGCUGCUGCUCCCGUCGAUGAAGAGGAAGAGUCUCAGGACUCGCAGAAUGGCGAUUCCGAAGAGUCAUCUGUGACCAACGGUUCAGCUAAGGAGGCCGUCGAGGAGGAGUCCAACGAAGUUGAGGAGACCGAAGUGGAGAGCUCCAAGAGGAAGUCGAUCACAGAAGAGGAGCCGGAGGUGUCUCCCAAGAAGCAAAAGACCGACUCAGAGGCCCAGCCUGCUGAAGAGAACGCUGAGGAAAGCGUCACCACCUCUGUCUAG